UCUUCCUUCAUUCACGCCCCCCCUUCUCCCCUGGUCCUCUUUCUUUCUCUCUCUCUCAAAAGGCAUUAAAAUCGGAAGAUACACCAAAAUUUCAAGAUCACUUUCACUUCUUCUGUAAAACCCUAAUCAUCGAUCCCUUUUUUCUCCUCGAUUUUCCUAUUCCAUUUCGCCGAUCAAAUCGCGUUCCCCUCAUUGUUCUACUUCCGUACUUCUCUCAAGAUCCGCAGAUGCUUCUUCCAAUUUCUGAUUUCUGAAAGCCUUUUUACUCCUCUUUUGUAGCUGAAGUCUGGCGGUUUUGGACCUUAUGUAAAUGGCGGAUCCGCCAGGUAUCCGCCUUCUCUACGCUUUUUGUGGUAUUCGUAAAGCUCCGGGAGUUGUUGGUUUCUUUUGUCUUCGAUUCGCGUUGGUAGACUUGCCGUGAGUGAAGCAUGCUGAGCGUGGUACGCGUGCACCUGCCCUCUGAUAUUCCUAUUGUAGGUUGCGAACUCACGCCCUACGUCCUCCAUCGCCGCCCAGAUAAAAACAUCAGUACCGACGAUGUAUCUGAGUCCGCUCCUAUUGAUGGUCAAUUCCUGAGAUACAGAUGGUAUCGCUUACAGAGUGAUAAAAAAGUUGCUGUUUGUAGUGUGCAUCCUUCUGAGCAAGCCACUUUACAGUGCUUAGGUUGUGUUAAAGCCAAAAUUCCUGCUUUCAAAAGUUAUCAUUGCACCACCAAAUGUUUCUCAGAUUCUUGGCAGCAUCAUCGUGUUCUACAUGACCGUGCUGCAAGUUCUAUGAAUGAAAAUGGUAAUGAAGAGGAAGAGUUAUUUGGACGUUAUAAUAAUAAUAAUUCUGCAUCUGGUGUCAUCAACUCUAGCUCUUCUAGUUCUACGAUUAGUACUAGCUUGACAAAUGGUUUAACGCCAUUGUACCCGGCAGCUGUUACGCAAAAGACAGGUGUGGAAACUUGGUUAGAAGUAGGACGCUAUAAGAGUUACACACCAACUGCUGAAGAUAUUGGCCAUGUCCUCAAGUUUGAAUGUGCUGUUGUUGAUAUGGAAACCAUGUUGCCUGUGGCUUCUCCACUUACUGUAUUAACUUCUCGGGUCAUUCCAGCUCCAUCUGCUAGUCCACGUUGCUUAAUACCUGUUAAUGGGGUUGAUGUGAUGGGAAAGCUGGAUUUGGAUGGUCGAGUAUCGUCAGGAACUUUUACAGUGCUUUCCUACAAUAUUUUGGCUGAUGUGUAUGCUACAAGUGAAACAUUCAGUUAUUGCCCUUCAUGGGCCCUUUCAUGGCCAUAUCGCCGACAAAAUCUGCUCCGGGAAAUAGUUGGCUAUCGUGCAGAUAUAAUUUGUCUUCAGGAGGUUCAGAGUGAUCACUUUAUGGAAUUUUUUGCUCCCGAACUGGACAAACAUGGAUAUCAGGCACUUUACAAGAGAAAAACCAAUGAGCUCUACAAUGGGAACAUUCAAACUAUUGAUGGCUGUGCAACAUUUUUCCGUAGAGAUAGAUUUGCACAUGUCAAAAAAUAUGAGGUUGAGUUCAACAAAGCUGCACAAUCUUUGACUGAUCCUGCGACUAUCCUAACUGCUCAAAAGAGAAAUGCUAUAAACAGAUUAAUCAAGGAUGAUGUUGCACUUAUCGUAGUUCUUGAAUCAAAGUUCAGCACUCCAACGGUUGAUAAUCCAGGAAAAAGGCAGCUUGUUUGUGUGGCCAAUACGCAUAUUAAUGGGAAUCAAGAUUUGAAAGAUGUCAAGCUCUGGCAGGUGCAUACUCUAUUGAAAGGACUCGAGAAAAUAGCAGUCAGUGCAGAUAUUCCAAUGUUGGUCUGUGGGGAUUUUAAUUCUGUUCCUGGAAGUGCCCCACAUCAUCUUCUUGCUAGGGGGAAAGUAGAACCGACACAUCCAGAUUUAGCUGUAGAUCCUCUAAAUCUAUGUCAACCACAUAGCAAACUGUCACAUCAGCUACCGUUGGUUAGUGCUUACUCCUCCUUUGCAAUAAAGGGAGUCGGCAUCGGUUUAGAUAAGCAGAGGAAAAGGCUGGAUCCUACAACAAAUGAACCCUUAUUUACAAAUUGUACUAGAGAUUUUAUCGGAACCCUGGACUACAUAUUCUACACGGCGGACACUUUAACAGUGGAGUCUUUGUUAGAGCUCUUGGAUGAAGAGAGCUUGAGAAAAGAUACAGCACUUCCAUCCCCAGUAUGGUCCUCCGAUCACAUAGCACUUCUUGCCGAGUUCCGAUGCAAAUCUCGUCCUAGACGUUAACCCAUACUGUAGUUCAGGUGUGUGGAAGAAAAGCAUCGAAGCAAAGGUGCAGAAGGAGAAAAAAAAAAAAAAGGUUGGUGUUGGUUGAGAAAGUAAAUUAAAUAUAGUAAGAGUGGUGGUGAUGGAUCAUGCGGUGUUCAAUUCCCACAGAGUUAUCUCCACAUGAGAUCGUCACUGUGAUCUGCUUUUGUAUUUGUGGUACCUUCUUCAUCUCAUAGUAAAAGUUUUUAAUCUCAUGCCUUAAUCAUUCCUUUGC
Molecule: messenger RNA, 2502 nt
Organism: Cucurbita maxima (winter squash)
Lineage: Eukaryota; Viridiplantae; Streptophyta; Magnoliopsida; Cucurbitales; Cucurbitaceae
Product: carbon catabolite repressor protein 4 homolog 1-like
Exons: 12
Coding region: 429-2246 (605 amino acids)
Biological process (GO): nuclear-transcribed mRNA poly(A) tail shortening
Cellular component (GO): nucleus; CCR4-NOT complex; cytoplasm
Molecular function (GO): poly(A)-specific ribonuclease activity
Source: RefSeq, a predicted model, not a curated record